Messenger RNA from Lactuca virosa, 969 nucleotides. The record is from the annotation of a GenBank genome assembly. Lineage: Eukaryota; Viridiplantae; Streptophyta; Magnoliopsida; Asterales; Asteraceae.
AUGGCACUUCUAGAAGAGGAACUUGGAGAGCCAUGGCAAAACAUCUAUUCAGAGCUCACAACUUCUCCUAUAGCAGCAGCCUCACUUGGGCAGGUGUAUAAGGGUAGAUUAAAGGAAAAUGGGGAUUUGGUUGCUGUUAAGGUACAAAGGCCUUAUGUACUUGAAACAGUAACUGUUGAUUUAUUCAUCAUAAGGAACUUAGGAUUGGCUCUUCGACGUUUUCCUCAGAUAUUUUUGGAUGUUGUUGGGUUAGUUGAUGAAUGGGCUGCACGUUUCUUUGAGGAGCUUGACUAUAUUAAUGAGGGUGAAAAUGGAACAUAUUUUGCAGAGAUGAUGAAAAAAGACCUUCCACAAAUUGUGAUACCAAAGACUUACACUAAAUACACAUCAAGAAAAGUUCUUACUACACAAUGGGUAGAUGGUGAAAAGCUUUCACAAAGUACAGAAAGUGAUGUUGGGGAGCUAGUGAAUGUUGGAGUUAUAUGCUACCUAAAGCAGGAACGAAGGAAUAGGAGGAGCUGGACUGCCAGGAUGGACAGUGAAACCAUGAAUGGAAGCAGUGGCUGCACAAGCUUCCUAAACUUGAUGUUGGUUUUAAUUGUUACAGCAACACAGCCGGAGGAAGAGGAAGGUUGUAUUGAUGAUGUCACAGUGAGGAACCUGGGGAAGCCAGUUGAACUUGCUGGACAGUAUUACUUAGAUGGGGCUGAUGAGCUUUUUGAAUACACAUCAGAGAAUGUUUUUGUACCACUUACAGUUGGUGGUGGUAUCAAAGAUUUCACUGAUGCAAAUGGAAGUUUGGAGGUGGCUUCAGAAUAUUUCAGAUCUGGUGCAGAUAAGAUAUCUAUCGGGAGUGAUGCUGUUUAUGCUGCAGAAGAGUAUCUAAAAACAGGAGUAAAAACGGGAAAGAGCAGCUUAGAACAGAUUUCCAGAGUGUAUGGGAAUCAGGUCUGGAGUAAAUUAAAUUAA